Meloidogyne enterolobii is the source of this 182-nucleotide messenger RNA. Lineage: Eukaryota; Metazoa; Nematoda; Chromadorea; Rhabditida; Meloidogynidae. The record is from the annotation of a GenBank genome assembly.
AAUGUUUGUAUACACGUUUUGGACGUGUUGGUUUCUUCCUUUCAAUUUAUUUAAGCUUGCCUGGUGUUUAUUUAGUUAUCUUUACUUUUAUGGCCAAUCAUUUCUAUUAUGUGGAAGGGUCAGCUACUGCAAUUCUUCUUUUGAACAGACUUACAGCUCUUUAUUGGCCAUUAAAAUAUGAA